AUGGCCGAUUUCGACACAACGUAUACGAUAGAGGAUGUGGGACAGUUACGGUCCGAGCUGGACCACGUCGUCGACACGCAAUGCGCCGCCCAUGCCCACGAGACCAUCGACGACGCCCUGCGAACCUGGCUUUCCCUAGCCUCCCGCUGCCGCCAUGAGUUCUGCCAGUCCGAAGAUGUCGUCGCGAGCUGCUCGCGGGCUCUUUUACGCGGCAACCUCUUCAAGACCAACCCGGACUAUGUGCGCACGCAGAUUAUCUACAGCUUGCUGGAGGCAGACGAAGACGACGCCGGACCCUUGUACAUCAUCGCCAGCUUCCUGCUGCUCGAUGGACAAUCACAUGAGGCGACUUUCCGAAGCAUGAUGGAGUGGAGCUGUUUCCAGCGGCUGGUAGAAUUGAUCAAUGGCCGGAGGGAUAUCGAUCCGGGUCUGCACCGGCUGCUUCUGGAGCUCCUGUACGAGAUGUCGCGAAUCGAGCGCUUGAGCGUCGACGACCUCUUGCACGUCGAUGACGGCUUCGUGACCUAUCUCUUUCAGCUCAUCGAGGAUUAUUAUGACGACGUACAUGACCUGUACCACAAGCCCAUCAUUCGCGUUCUUCUUGUUCUGAAUGAGCAGUACAUGGUCGUGUCUGCCUCGGCCGUCACCGACCCUACGUCGCCGUCUGCCCCCAUGACCAACAAAGUUGUCAAGUGCCUCAGCCUCCACGGCCUGCUCUUCAAGACCUUUGGCGAGAACAUCAUACUACUCCUCAACCGAGAGACCGAGACAGCGCUGCAGUUGUUGAUCCUAAAGCUGCUGUAUCUCCUAUUCACUACCAAGGCGACGUACGAGUACUUCUACACGAACGACCUGCGCGUUCUCCUCGAUGUCAUCAUCCGCAACCUCCUCGACCUACCGAACGAGCUCAUGUCGUUGCGGCACACGUACCUUCGAGUUUUGUAUCCGUUGCUCGCGCACACGCAGCUCAACCAGCCACCGCAUUACAAGGAAGACGAGGUGCAAAAGGUUCUGAGGAUACUGGCCGGAACAGGAAACGCGCACUUUGCUCCAGCGGAUGAGACGACGCUCCGGCUUGUAGACCGCGUGGCCAAGGUGAAGUGGCUUGCGAGCGACGGCACGGGCGCGGGUGAGAUCGCACGCAAAUUCCUCGGCAUUAGUCUGUCGCCCACCGACACCGCCAGCAACAUUAGUGUCGUCGACGUGGCGGCUGUCAUGGAGAAGCCGGGUGUGAAGACGCCGAGUCGGAAAGCUCACGAGGAGGCCGAGACGGACGCCGAGAAGGAUGCUGUUCCCGGCGCGGGAGCCGAAGGAGGAGCAAAGAUACCACCAAUGCCAGACAGGGCAAAGAAACCACCGGUAGUGCCCAGACACAAACACGGCAGACCAUAUGAUGCUGCGUUUUCGUCGGUGAAUGGAAAUGGCAGUACGAGCAAGGGACCGCCGCCCAAGGUACCACCACCACGGAAGGGGAGGCUCAAGCCCGUGGCUCCAGCUUCCGAGGCAUCGACAGAGCAGGUGUCCUAG
Messenger RNA from Anthostomella pinea, 1527 nucleotides. NCBI's taxonomy places the organism in Eukaryota, Fungi, Ascomycota, Sordariomycetes, Xylariales, Xylariaceae. The record is from the annotation of a GenBank genome assembly.